This is a messenger RNA of Nylanderia fulva, 1665 nucleotides long. It is a transcript of the gene Set, whose product is annotated as NAP domain-containing protein SET. The record is from RefSeq and is a predicted model, not a curated record. Lineage: Eukaryota; Metazoa; Arthropoda; Insecta; Hymenoptera; Formicidae. Gene Ontology annotation, cellular component: nucleus. Gene Ontology annotation, biological process: nucleosome assembly.
GCCGUCAGUCACUUGCGCGCCGCGCACUCGGCAUCGGCGUGACGAGAGCGAACGCAAUUCGGGAGAUAAACAGAGUGCGGCGUGUGCGGUGGUUACAAGAGAGAGCGCGCGUCCAACAGCCAUGUCGUCGCCGAAUAAGAAGGCCAAGGAGCUGGAGGAUCCGGGCUCGGGCGAGGGAGACGCGCGCGAGUACGACAUCGAGAUACAGAAGACCCUCGAGGAGAUCGACGGCUGUCAGAAUCAAAUCGAUGGCCUGAAUGAGAAGGCCAGCGACGAGAUCCUCGAAGUCGAGAAGAAGUAUAAUAAGCUGCGGAAGCCCUACUUCCAGAAGCGCAACGACAUCAUCAAGAGGAUACCCAACUUCUGGGUCACCGCUUUUGUAAACAACAAAGAAAUAGCAGAAAUCCUGGAGGAAGAUGAGGAAGAUGCACUGAGAUUCCUAAACAAAUUAGAAGUUGAAGAGUUCGAAGAUAUCAAAUCUGGCUAUAGAAUUAAUUUUUAUUUUGAUGAGAACCCAUAUUUUGAAAAUGAUGUUUUAACUAAGGAAUUUCACCUAGGAUCUUCUGGAGAUCCAGCAUCUCAAAGUACAGCCAUUCGUUGGAAAGAGGGUGCGGAUUUAACAAAGAGAGCAAAAACCAAAGCACCAUUGAAAGGGCGUAAGAGGCCACUCAAACAUAGGUCAUUUUUCGACUGGUUCACGGAUCAUGGAGAUCCAAGUUCAGACGAGAUAGCUGAACUAAUUAAAGAUGAUAUGUGGCCUAAUCCAUUGCAGUAUUACCUGGCCCCAGAUAUUGAUGUUGAGAAUGGUAUCGAAGGUGAUGGUGAAGAAUGUGAAAGCGAAGAAGAGGAAGAAGAGGAAGAUGGUGUGGAUGAUGGUGAUGAAGGAGGAGAAGGAGAGGAAGGAGAUGACAGUAUAGUCGUAGUCGAAGAUGACGUAGAUGAGGAUGAUGAUGAGGAGGAGGCUGUGAAUGAUGAAGACGAUGGUGUAAAUGAAGAGGAUGAUUUAUUGGUAGAUGACGAAGUAGAUCGCGAAGAGGGCGAAGAACCUGAAUAGAGUCAGAUUUCUAACACCAUAUUUCACAGUGAAAAGAAAAAAUGAAUGAAAUUGUGUGCACUAAAUCAAUCGAGAGCAGAGAAAGUUUACUGAACUGAAAAUAUGCCAUAUGAAUAAAUCUCAGGACACAUUUCUUUUUUUAUAUAUAUAAUAUAUAAUAUAGAUGUAUGAAAAAAUAGAGGGAGACAGAGAAUAUUUAGGGAAUCUAGACCCUUUCAAUUGAGAACCUAUGUAUAAAAAUACAACAUUUGUUAAGAUAUAUUGAAAAUGGUUUAAAAGGAAAGGGUCUGGAUUAAAUUAGAUAGGUUCCACUCUUGCACUAAAUCUAAUCAGAACGUAACAAAUUCUUCCUCAGUUAUAUUCAUAUGGCCUAGUCGUCGUUCUCAUAAAAAAAUGUGCGACAGGAAAAUAUCCACCUGGUUCUUAAUAUUGUGGAUUCAUCGAUAAGUUAAGAUAAAGUAGAACGAGACACUAGGUGGGGAGUUCCAAUUUAUUGCUUUCUCAUGAAAAUUAUUCUUUAGGUAUGACUUCCAGAGCGAGGUGUCAUAAGUAGAAUUUUUGAGAGUGACAACUGUAUCUUUUGCACAUAAAGUACACAAAUUUUUACAUCA